AUUACAAUUCAAGAAAAGGAAAAGGAAAAGGAAAAGGUAUGGCUGUUCAUUUGUGAAAUUACUGGAAAAAGGAAAGAGAAUGAGGAAAUCAAAUGGUUGGGAGAGCAGACGACGCGGCAUUGGCAUUUGGCAAUUUAUAGUAUAGCCCAGGCCUAGGGGAGGGAAUGUGUGAUGUGUUAGUCUAGGUAGGGUUAGGGUUAGGGUUAUGGUUACGGUAGAAUAUAUGGAGAACGUGAAGUUGGGAAUGCUGGACGGUUUCCUGACGAGAAACCAUCAAAAAUCCCUGAAAUCCCUUUUCAGCCGCAACAAAUCUCCCAAUGCGAAUGACAAUGGAGACGACGACCAAGACUCCCCUUCCUCUGCUGCUCUCAAUUCUCCAAAAUCCAUUCCUCAGCUCUCUCCUUUCGCUAAUUCCGUCGUCUCUCGCUGUUCCAAGAUUCUUCAAGUCCCUACUGAAGAACUACAGCAUCAUUUUGACACACAGCUACCCGAGAGUGUUAAGGAACUUUUGACUUAUGCCAGGAAUUUUUUGGAAUUUUGCUCAUACCAAGCACUCCAUAUACUGAGCAGUCGUCCAGAUUAUUUGAAUGACAAGGAGUUCCGCCACUUGACAUUUGAUAUGAUGCUUGCGUGGGAGUCGCCUAGUGUUGAGACGAAAUCCCAAGACAAAGAAACUACUUGCAGUAACCAGGAAGUAGAAGACGAAGAUGGCUGGUCAAUUUUUUAUUCUAGUUCUACGAAUAUGGCCGUGCAGGUUGAUGACAAAAAAACUGUUGGGCCAGAGGCCUUUGCACGAAUAGCUCCUGUUUGUGCUGCUGUUGCAGAUAUAAUAACAGUCCACAAUCUUUAUGAUGCCCUCACAAGUUCUUCAGGCCAUCGACUUCAUUUCCUUGUAUAUGACAAAUACAUACGAAGCCUCGACAAGGUUAUUAAGGCUUCCAAAAAUGCAUUGGCCUCGUCCAUUGAAAACCUUCAGCUUACAGAGGGAGAAAUUGUCCUUGAUGUUGAUGGUACAGUUCCCACUCAACCAGUGCUGCAACAUAUUGGCAUGUCUCUGUGGCCUGGACGGUUGACACUUACCAAUUCUGCACUGUACUUUGAAUCAUUGGGAGUUGGUUUGUAUGAAAAAGCUGUUAGGUACGAUCUGGCAACGGAUAUGAAGCAGGUCAUAAAACCUGAAUUGACUGGACCAUUGGGUGCUCGGCUUUUCGACAAAGCCAUUAUGUACAAGUCAACAUCUGUAGCAGAGCCAGUUUAUUUGGAGUUUCCUGAGUUCAAAGGCAAUUCUCGCCGGGACUAUUGGUUGGAUAUUUGUCUCGAGAUCUUGCGUGCACACAGGUUCAUUCGGAAAAAUAAUCUUAAAGAGACUAAGAAAUCAGAAGUACUGGCAAGAGCUAUUCUAGGCAUCAUCCGAUAUCGUGCAGUUAGAGAAGCCUUCCAUUUCUUUUCAUCCCAUUAUAAAACCUUGCUUGCUUUUAACCUUGCUGAAAGUCUUCCAGGUGGGGACUUGAUUUUGAAAACUUUGUCAAGUCGCUUGCUGCUUUUGAAUUCCGGUGCUGCCCAACAUGAUCUUUCUGGGAGUCCACAUGCAAAAUGGCAGCCAAAACUUUCUCCAGUUUCACUUAUAGCACUUACUCAACUUGGAUUUAUGUUACAAAAAGAUGUACAUCUUGAUGGAGAAGCAAUAAUAGUUGGAGAUGUUUGUGUUGGUGAGAUUAAUCCCUUGGAAAUGGCAGUGAAACAGUCAGUACUGGACACAGGGAGGGCUGAAGCUGCACAGGCAACUGUGGAACAAGUGAAGGUGGAUGGAAUUGAUACAAAUGUUGCAAUAAUGAAGGAACUUUUGUUUCCAGUGAUUGAAUUAGCUAGCUGUGUUCAAGUUUUGGCAUCAUGGGACUACCCUUAUAAAACAACAGCGUUUCUGAUGUUGAGCAGCUACUUUAUAUUAAGGGGUUGGAUCAGAUAUAUAUUGCCAUCAAUUUUUGUAUACGUUGCAGUUGUUAUGCUCCAGUGCAGGCACUUUAACAAAGGGAAACCUUUAGAACCAUUCAGAAUAACACCUCCCCAUAACCGAAAUGCAGUAGAGCAGCUGCUGACAUUGCAAGAAGCCAUCACUCAAGUUGAAGCAUUACUUCGAUCUGGGAAUAUUAUUCUCUUGAAGAUAAGAGCUCUCAUGUUUGCAGUUCUUCCACAGGCAACGGACAGGAUCGUUUUACUGCUGGUUUUCAUGGCAGCAGUGUUUGCAUUUGUGCCAUUGAAAUAUAUAACUCUGCUAGUAUUUCUGGAGGCUUUUACAAGGGAAAUGCCAUAUAGAAAGGAAAGCAGCGACAGGUGGGUGAGGCGAAUUAGGGAAUGGUGGAUCAGAAUACCAGCAGCUCCGGUUCAACUCAUUAAACCCGACGAUCGCAAGAAGAAGAAAUCACUUGACGAUCGCAAGAAAAAGAAAUCAUAAAACUUUGCCAACGGUACAAACAACGCUAUCAGUAGUAGGUUGUAAAUGGCCAAAUGUGGUUCUAUUUCCAGUUCAAUUCGUACCCUUGUUUAUUUUUGUACACAAUAUCCAGUUAAACUUUUCAUAGAUGGAUAGGGUUCUGCAAAUUAUGUUGUGAUA
Messenger RNA from Pyrus x bretschneideri (Chinese white pear), 2611 nucleotides. RefSeq lists its product as uncharacterized. The transcript has 10 exons. NCBI's taxonomy places the organism in Eukaryota, Viridiplantae, Streptophyta, Magnoliopsida, Rosales, Rosaceae. The coding region runs from base 206 to 2452 and encodes 748 amino acids. The record is from RefSeq and is a predicted model, not a curated record.